Messenger RNA from Cydia fagiglandana, 8609 nucleotides. RefSeq names its product oxysterol-binding protein-related protein 8 (gene Orp8). Lineage: Eukaryota; Metazoa; Arthropoda; Insecta; Lepidoptera; Tortricidae. The coding region runs from base 738 to 3314 and encodes 858 amino acids. Gene Ontology annotation, cellular component: cytosol; membrane; intracellular membrane-bounded organelle. Gene Ontology annotation, molecular function: cholesterol binding. The transcript has 21 exons. The record is from RefSeq and is a predicted model, not a curated record.
CAGUCCUUUUAUUUCCUCGAGUGACCUUUGGUGCGUUGCUUAAUUUAGUUUUGCAAUGCCGGGAUACGUUUCCGACGAAUAAUGUGAUUUGAAAACGAUUAUUUUGAUGAACAUACUCCAAGGCGACCCAUACAUCGACGGACAAUGAACCUUAUCCCUAAUACCCUGUGAUCAUAAUCUUCCCUAUCAUUCCAUUAUAAUGUAAUUAAAACGCCAUCAUUACCAUUCCAUAUAAAAGGCAAACGAUAUAUUUACAUAGAAACUUCUUAUGACAGUUGCAAUAGUAAAUUUAAGUGAAUAAAUAUAUUUUCUAUAUUUUAUAGAAUUUUCCGAAAGUGCCACUAACAGAUAUAAAUACGCUGUAAUUUAUGGUCCCUUCAUGUAUUAAAAAAAGUUACAUGUUUGUAUUAUAAUUAAAAAAAACUUAAGCUAUAUUCUAGUCCGAAUCUACGUAAAAUAAAAUAAAAAUCUUUGCAGUAAUUAUUUAUAUCUAAUUACCACUUCUAUAUUCCAUCACAUUAUAUACGUAAAAUAAAAUACCACCUUUUUUCCACUUACCUAAUUACUACUGUAAUUUCUAGUUACAACCUAAUUACCACGACCUAAUUCCUAGUUACAACAUAAUUACCACGACCCAAUUCCUGGUUACAACAUAAUUACCACGCCUAAUUCCUAGUUACAAACUAAUUACCACGGUCCCUAAUUACCAGCACUAACCGUGAUGUGCUGACCUUACGAUGAGUUCCUCCCCAGCCCUCGAGCCUUCCUCCCCCUCUGCCACCACCCCCUCUUCGCCUGCGUUGCGGCCGCCGGAAUACCCGCCAUUUCAGACGUCCACGCCAAAUUACAUCGCGAAGAAGCCGAAUAACCCGUCGCUGAACGUGAUAUUGCCGGCGCCAGCCCCCAUCACUCCACCCACAUACGGCGAGCCAACGCUAACCCCGCCCCCGCGCUCCCCCGGCGCGGCGCACUCCCCCGCCACCCCCGCGUCGGGUGACCGCCACCACCCGCCCGACGGGACCUCGUCCGAUAAGUCGUCAGAAACAGCGGUUGGCGGCAUAUCGCGUACGCCGUCCACAGCGUUAUCCCGCAAAGAAAGUUAUAAGGCCCAGAGACAACACUAUAGGAGAGAGAAAAAACGGGCUGCAACUGCGUUACUGCACUCUAUAGAGGACCCUUCCGUUGUGGUGCUCGCUGAUUGGCUGAAGGUCCGUGGCUCGCUCAAAUCAUGGACGAAGCUGUGGUGCGUGCUGAAACCUGGUCUUUUGUUGCUCUACAAGAGUUCUAAGGCAAAGAGCAGCCACUGGGUAGGCACGGUUCUGCUGACCUCCUGCCAAGUGAUAGAACGGCCGAGCAAAAAGGACGGCUUCUGCUUCAAGCUGUACCACCCCCUGGAGCAGAGCAUCUGGGCGCCGCGCGGGCCCCACAACGAGACCAUAGGUGCGGUGGUGCAGCCCCUACCGACGGCGCACCUGAUAUUCCGCGCGCCCUCGCAGGCGGCGGGGCACUGCUGGCUCGACGGCCUCGAACUAGCCCUCCGCUGCAGCAAUGCUAUGCUCAGGUGUUCCCGUUCCCGUCCGGAGCAGACAGUGCCGGACGCGCCGACCACAGACACUAAUAUAUCUCACGAAGAGCUCGAGAAACAUUUCAACGAGCACGAGCUAGCGGGCGCGGCGUCCGACACGGACAGCGAGGCGUCGCGGACGAUGCCCGAGCCGGAGCUGCGGCGCGGCGCGGCGCAGCGCAGCGCGGUGGAGCGCAUCGAGGCGCUCUACGUUGAAGAUCCGGACAGAGAAACGGGCGCGGCGGGCGAGCUGGUAGAAGAAGUAGCAGAAGAGAACAAGUCCCUCCUGUGGUUCCUGCUGAAGCAGGUGCGGCCAGGAAUGGACCUGAGCAAGGUCGUCCUGCCCACCUUCAUCCUGGAGCCGCGGUCUUUCCUCGACAAGUUGUCUGACAACUAUUACCACGCGGACAUAUUGGCGCAGGCUCAACACGUAGAAGACCCGUAUACCCGUUUCAAGCUAGUCCUACGCUGGUACCUAUCUGGCUUGUACCGCAAGCCGAAAGGGCUUAAAAAGCCCUACAACCCCGUUCUAGGCGAGACCUUCAGAUGCUGCUGGAAGCAUCCAGACAGCAGAACCAAUACGUACUACGUGGCUGAACAGGUAUCUCACCACCCGCCUGUGUCAGCUUUCUACGUGUCAAACAGGAAAGAAGGAUUCGUCAUAGAGGGAAGUUUAUUAGCAAGAUCCAAGUUUUAUGGUAACUCGACGUCAGCCAUCCUGGAGGGCUGCGCGAGAGUGCACCUGCUGACGUGGGGGGAGAGCUACGUCACCACGGCGCCCUACGCGCACUGCAAGGGCAUCGUAAUCGGCACACUCAGCAUGGAGCUGGGGGGGAAGGUGCACGUCAUGUGUGAGAGCACCGGUUAUAGUGCAGACAUCGAAUUUAAAUUAAGGUCAUUCCUCGGCGGUUCGGAGCAGACGAACCUAAUAUCGGGUCGUAUUAAAAAGGGGAAGGACACCAUUGCGACGGUCGAGGGCUACUGGGACGGCAGGAUCGACAUCCGGGACAAGAGGAACGGGGAGGAAGCGACCCUUCUCGACGUGGCUGUCCUGAAGGAACAACGACUGACCCGCUACCUCAUGAAGUUAGAAAACCAGCAAGAGUUCGAGUCUCAACGACUCUGGCUACGAGUGUCCGAGGCCAUACACAACGAGGACCAGGUGGCUGCAACAGAACAGAAGACAAUAAUAGAGGAGGCGCAGCGGGCGCGGACGCGCGCCACCAUCGCGCCGUGGGUUCCGCGCUUCUUCCACAAGGAGAGCCACGUGGUCUGUCCCGACGGCGUGCAGGACCAGGGCUGGCGGUACAACCACUCCAACACGAGCCCCUGGCAACCCUCCGAAGUAUUCGAAUACGAGGAAGACUUCGUCAUCACCUCAGCGGUUGGCAGCACGAGCUCGAUGCGACCCGAGCGACUCGAGAGGCACUCGCUCGAGCGGCACGAGCGACUCGAGCGGCACUCGCUCGAGCGACGCGAGCGAUCCGACUCGGACUCGCGACAGGAGCUCGCUACGAGAUCCAAGCAUGCACGAACACUAAAGCAGACCCUCAACUCCCUCGACACGACCCUCCGAGAGCAGAGCGUCACACUGGAGCGGCUCACUCGGGCCGUGGAGCAGCUCGACCGGAGGCCCCAGACCACCGCCAGGCUGCCCAGCGCCGGGUACAGCUGGGACCUCUUCUCAGGGUUCGUGAUAGCCAUGGUACUGCAGGCGGUACUUAACUGGAUGUUUUACAACAAAGACUGAUUACUGCUUUGAGUUUUCUGUGGACACAGAUGGUAACAAUAUUUGGUGUUGAUUCCUUUUUAGGUAGGUACACCAAGGUGUUUGCAACGAUUUUGACACGCAGUGCAAGUGUUAUAUACGUCAUUAUUUCAUAGAAGUUUGACGCUUAAAAUGACACUUGCACUGCGUGCCAGUGGCGGCGCGUCAAACAUAUCGAUAGGCAAGCCGGGGCUAAUUUGGCUUACAUAUUUCCUUUACUACUCUGCUCAAACGUCCAAAAACAGGCAAGACGGUGGGAAUCGGAUUUUAUGGACGCGCUGCCACUGCUGCGUGAGCUAUCAAAAUCGAUGCAGGCUUAUAUCGGUUUGACGGUUUGAAUUCAAAAUUGUUACAUAUUUGCCGUGACUUAUUUUUCAAAAGUGUUUUUCAAUAAAAAGUCACGUCUAGAUUGUUCACCUUUUUUCUAAUGCUACAAAAACGAACUAUAGUGAUUUUUGUGUAUAUUUGACCACUGAAAGGUAAAUCUGUUUUUGAACAGCUUCGUGAAACUUGUAUAUAAAAGAACUUUGAGAAUUCGAUGAAUUAAUUAGAUGAAGCUUUUGGAGUAAUUUGUUCGGGCUUCAGAGCAUUUCCAUAAAAUAUGUCAUCAAUUUGAAAAUAUAAUAGGGGCCAUUCAAAUAUUACGUAAGCAGAUUUAUUACAAUUAUUUAACCCCCCCCAUCCCCCUAGUCAGCAAAAGUAAGCAAAGCUCUUACCCCCUCCCCCCAUGCUUACGUAAACGUUUUUCAAUUAUAAUUGUAUUUUUUUUAUAUUAUAAAUAUAAUGUUAUAAUUAUAAUUUUUCUAUGUUAUAUAUUUUUCAUUCAUUAUUUUUUCUAUAUUUUGUAUAAUUUUUCUCUUAGAUACAAUAAUACAUAUCUAGUUCCUUGUCGGACUUUGCUUGUAAUUUAUAAUUUCGCCACACUUCGUUAACUAACUUUUGUACAUUUCAUACUUUCGUACUUGUAUGAAUUUUUUUUAAACUUUCAAACAAUUUUUGGUAGGUAUAACUUGGAUUUGUCUAUUUGAAACGACAUCUUAUAUAAACAUUGAACUUUGGCUAAUGGAAUUAACGGUAACACAAAUGUUAACUUGCUUUGCUAUGCUUACAAUACGUCUACUCGCUAUAGUAUCCAAACGAAACAAUACACUGACAGAGGAAAUUUAGACAAGUGAAUAGCGCGCGGUAAUUCCUUUCUAAAGCAAUUCGGUUCUAAAGCGAGUGCCUGAACGUAUGCAUUAUUUGCGGGAAUCCCCGAAAAAGCGUUUCGUUUUCAAGCAUAGACAAUGUGAGGGUUGCCAUUCGUGUAAAAAAGUAAAUAACUACCGAUGACGUAAUCAUCAUCUAGACUCCCCUACCCCCCAUGUCAUCCAAAAUAAGCAAAACAAAGACCCCCCGGCCCCCCACAGUGCUUACGUAAUACUUGAAAGGCCCCAUAACAGAAAGUGAAAUAAAAAAUUGAAGUAAUUUAUGAUAAAGAAUUACGGAAUGAUUUAUAUUAUGCUAUUGUGAUUAAUUCAGGAUGAAAUAGUCUCAAUUGCGGGCCAAAAUUAGAAAAAUGCGGCAAAAUAUAAAGACAAAUGGAAUACUUUGGAGGAGGCUUUUAUCCGAAGGGGGUCCAUAUAAUAACCUCUAGCCGCCCAUACGUCAAAACUUGCCAAGCAAAAUGAAAUUUUAUUUUGUCAACACAAAGUUCAAAUUAGAAUGGAAAAGGAGACCUUUUUAUAGGUCUCUGGGCGGCUAGGGGAUAUAAGUGAGUCGCUUAACUUCAAACUCGGGUAAAUCCAUCUGUCAGAUUAUGCGAUUUUGGUAUUAAGAAAACGUAAUAGGGUAGAUUUUUGCUGAGAGGGUCCAAUGGAUUUACCCGAGUUUGAAGUUAAGCGACACAAGUUACCUAGCUGAUUUUUGUAAAUAAUAUUAGUUAACUAAUACAAUUAUUGCAUGAAAAUCUAUUGUUUAAAUUCAACAUCUGCACGACAUUCAAAUGUACAGUCAGCAGCAGAAGUUGCUAAGCGGGCGACGUGUUCAAAAUUACCUCGACACGCUUAUUCUCUUAACAAUAAAGGCGCGUCAAGAUCAUUGUGAACACCUCGCCCGCUUAGCAACUUCUGCUGCUGACUGUACUAAUAUUUAUCUUAUGUUAACGAUUUUUUUAAUUGUCUUAAUUGUAACUUAUUAUUAUUUAUGGAUUAUAUAAAGCUUUUUAUUUAUUUAUUGUGAUUAAUUUAAUCAUUCUUUAUUGUAGCAAGUUUUUUUUAUUGAAGAUUGGCAUAUGCAAUUUCAAUGUGCCCAUAUGUUAUUGUUUGUAUUUCCUUUCGUUAAGGUUGUUAUUUAUUUUAAUGUAUAUACAUAAUAUACAUUUUAUUAAGGGGUCAUCCAUUAAUUACGUCACACGUUUAGAGAAAAUGUGACAUAUUGUGACAUGGGGGAGGGGGGAGACACAAACUUUGUGACGUCACUUUAACUUCAUCAGUAACCGAAAAUUUAUUUAAAUUAUUUAGUUCGCUGUACAUUUAAAUAACAAGUUUUUAAAACGAAAAUAGUUUUUAAUCGUUUAAUUUUCUAUCCUAAGCAGUUUUGGGUUAUAAAAUUACUAAUAUUUAUAUCGUCAAAAAUAUUUUGAUAAAAUAUUAAUAAUACUUAGGUACUUACUUAAUUCGAUUUGGCGAUUUCGUAGAAAAAAUGUGACGUCACACUAGGGGGGGAGGGGUUUGCCAAAUAUGACCAAGUGUGACAAGGGGGGGGGGUCAAAAAACCUAGAAAUUGGUGUGACGUAAUUAAUGGAUGACCCCUAAUGGUAAUUAAAUUUUUAAAAUUUUAUUUGUUACUUUUUGUAGGGCCAUGUAAAAGUAGGAGGCAAUGUGAUAUUGUCUGGUCGAAAGUUUUACAGAAGGGGCCAGCAUAUGACACCUGUCAUUCUGGUAUUUUUGUCUGAUUUUUAUGGCCUUGAGGCGUUUGAAAUGUAUACUGAAUAUAAUGACGGAACUAUACUUAUCCUCCUAUAAAGGCCCAGGGUCCCCCCUACAGUACUUAUUCAGUUCGAUGAAAUUUAAAUCAUAUUCAAUUGGAACAGAGUCGCAUUUGUUUUGUUUCGUAAAAUUUUCAAUCUAAACCAAAAUCAACUCUAUUCCCUGCACUAAAGGUUCAAAUUUCAGUGGCAAAUUCUGGAUUGUUCUUUUGUAUGGCUGGGUCUUAGGAGGUUAUAGUUUUCGGUUUUGUCAUUUUGGCUAAGGAACCCUAACAAAUAAAACACAGUAAGGUUCGAAUAAUAAAAAGUAAUCACUUACAUAAGAUGUUUUUUAUUCAUAUAGUAUUUUUGCAAACAGGAAGGCUACGCUGACAGAUGUCAUCUUAAUACAAUUUUGCUGGAUUUCGCAUCUUAUAGUUCGUUUUUUUAGCAUUAGAAAGAACUUUAAAGAAGGUAAGCGAUCUUGACAUGUCUUUUAAUGGAAAAACGCUUUUUAAAAAUCAAAAACUAUUACUUAUGAAAGCAGAAGAAUAUAUUUGAUCGUAUUAGAUUCAUAAUUGUUACAUAUUUGCCGAAACUUAUUUUUAAAACGUGUUUUUCAAUUAAAAGACACAUCAAGAUUGUUUACCUUAUUUCUAAUGCUAAAAAAACGAACUAUAAGGUUUUACAUUGUAUGGAGAUCACACCUGUCACCGUAUCCAUUACGUUAGAAAAAUGCUAUAACUAUAACGACAAAUAACAACAUAUAAUAACAAGAAAUAUAACGACAUUCCAUGAAUGAAAAAUUUGCUAAUGAUCUGUGUCCACUAGUGUUCUAAGAUUGUGUCAUGACACUUGACAUUGUCAGAAUUGACAGUGUCAUAGUGGUUUUAGUCGAAUUCCUUGCCCUAGUGCUUUCCAUAUAAAUAGGUAUGUUUCAUUGAUGUCAGAAAAAUGUGUUUUUGUCAUAUUUAUGAUUGCUGUAGGGUGAAUCAACUUCGGUUGUCAUGGUUACGUCUCCUGAGACACUAGAAAUCUAUUAUACACUGACUUACAGGACAGUAAAAACAAGGAAAAACCAAUUGAUUGACCCUUUAGCAAAAAUAUGUAUACAGUGAAGGUAUAAAACUUUGCUCUUUAACAUAACUUUGCCCACCGCACUGUGACGCGGUUGGCAAAGUUAUAUUAAAGGGCAAAGUUUUAAAAUUAUACGACACGGUUUUCUAAUGUCAAUGUAAGUUGAGUAAUUUUAAGGCUAUUUUGGAAUUAUUUCCUUGUAAAUUUGCGAAGAGCUUGAUGCACGAUUAUUAUUGGUUAGUAUACUUGCCUUUAUAUCGGAGCAGCCAAGGUGUUCAAAAAAAUCUGAACAUUUACUUCCUUGACAAUAGAGUUGAAAUAUUGACAAAUACAAAGUAUAUACGACUUUUAGAUUGUUAAAGUGAUGCGUUCCAUAAUUUUUUAUAUCGUCGGGUGACAAGCAAAAGUCACUAACUAACGCCAUUGAAAUUAUUGGACAAUAAACCGUGUUACAAGUGUAAUAAAGUGCAUUGUUACUUUAAUUUUUUGAUAGUACUUAGUACAUUAUGUAUUAAGGACGGUAAACAAGAAUUUAAGAACGAGUGUGAAUUGAAGCCCGAAGUCGAGCGAGGGCUUAAUUAAUACGAGUCCGUAAUUCCUGUACCGCCCGUCGGAAUGCACGAAGAUUUAUAUUGGGCUGUAACCGCGCGACUAUUGACGUCUGGGACGGUCAAAUGGUUAAGGGUUAAGGGAUAAGUAAGAAUAAUAAUCGUGUAUUAUAGACUUUCUAUGAAUUAGCCAAAAUUGAGCUUUCAUUGUGAUUGUGAGUAGAUUUUUCAUGCCAUUUGUUAUUUUGCUAAUGUUUAAUGUAAAUGCUGACCCCCUUAUUCAUAAACGUUUACUAAAGUUGACAAGCCGAUAAUAAUUUGUCCCUUUCCAUCAUACCAAUACGUCGGAAAGGGACAAACGAUUAUUAUCGGCUUGUCAACUUUAGUAAACGUUUAUGAAUAGGGGGGUAUUGUUUAAAAUUUAAAGCGUAUAAAGACAAUUGUAUAAGGAAUUGUAUAUAAUAAUGUAUUUCUAUGCCUCGGCCAGUGGAACUGUUAAGUGUAGAAAUGUGGGUUUCCCGGGAAAAAGGGACGCAAUAUAACCCUCUUUUCUGAAGAAACCACAAAUAGUUAAUAUCCUGGUCAAAGUCUUGUAACUAUGUUUUUUUUUUCAAAGGAAUAUAUUAAUUUACACAUCAGCAUCACACUACAAUUUUAAUGUUCAAGGUUCUUGUAUCAAUAAAUACCACUUAGUAAGGACGCUAA